AUAUCACCCACAAAUAAGAACAUCAGAGGACUUCAUUAUCCACUUUUACUCUGUUUCUGACAUUUUCCAUGAUGUUGACAUAUACCUUUGGUGAGCAUCCCUCUUAUGUUUUAUGCUUUGUUUGAUUUACUAAACUGAAAUGUUGUUUAUCUGAUUACAUUCAUCAAGGAAUAUUGUAUUAUCUUAAUGUACUUAUGAGAGACUUCUUAUUCAAAAGGAACCCUUAAGUGGUGUUGUUCUGAUGUGUGAAGUCAGAGGUUUCUUUAUUGUCCAAAAAAAAAAAAAAGCCACUAAAUACAGCAUCUUUAGGUGAAUGUACUUUCAGGCAAUUGGAUGACUAAUAUGCUGUAAAAAUCUUUUGUGAAUACUGACAGGUUCACAGUUUUAAGGUUCUCAGGAUACAUGUGUAGAUCAUAGCAGUAGUGUGGAGUUCAUCUUGUUUUGUCCUUUUUGUGGCUUGAAUUGGAUUUUUAUUUGGCUUUAAGGGAUACACCAGAAGUCGGGGUAUUAGCCAUGGAGUCUCGUCAGAGUGAGAGCAGCACAGAAAGUGAAGAAAUAAAGAAAGAGGGGCACUUGGCCUCCGAGGCUAAAGUCCACUUCAAAGUGACACGGUUCAUCAUGGAGGCUGGUGUCAAGCUAGGGAUGCAAUCCAUUCCAAUUGCCACAGCUUGUACCAUUUACCAUAAAUUUUUCUGUGAGACCAAAUUAGAUGCAUAUGACCCUUACCUCAUAGCCAUGUCAGCCAUUUAUUUGGCCGGUAAAGUAGAGGAACAACAUCUCAGGACAAGAGACAUCAUCAAUGUCUCUCACAGGUAUUUAAAUCCCAAGAGUGAACCUCUAGAGUUAGACUCCUGGUUCUGGGAACUGAGGGAUAGCAUCGUUCAGUGUGAAUUACUUAGGUUGAGAGUUUUGCAUUUCCGAGUCUCCUUCCAGCAUCCCCACAAAUAUCUGCUCCACUACCUUAUUUCUUUAAAGAACUGGAUGAAUCGACACAGCUGGGAGAGGACUCCCGUCUCCCUAGCAGCCUGGGCCCUACUGCGGGACAGUUAUCAUGGAGCAUUGUGCCUGCAGUACCCUGCCCAGCACAUAGCAGUAGCAGUGCUCUAUCUCGCUUUGCAGUGCUACGGAGUGGAGGUGCCUGCCGAUUCUGAGGCAGAAAAGCCCUGGUGGCAGGUCUUCAGUGAAGACCUUACCAAGCCAGUCAUUGAUAACAUUGUAUCUGACCUGAUUCAGAUUUACACAAUGGAUACAGAAAUCCCUUAAUUGCUCUAGGACCAUCCAAGGAGAAGCAAAGCUUUGCUUUGUCUGAGAACUGGAUUUGA
Antechinus flavipes (yellow-footed antechinus) is the source of this 1322-nucleotide messenger RNA. Its product is annotated as cyclin-Q-like. NCBI's taxonomy places the organism in Eukaryota, Metazoa, Chordata, Mammalia, Dasyuromorphia, Dasyuridae. The transcript has a single exon. Gene Ontology annotation, biological process: regulation of transcription by RNA polymerase II. The coding region runs from base 514 to 1263 and encodes 249 amino acids. The record is from RefSeq and is a predicted model, not a curated record. Gene Ontology annotation, molecular function: cyclin-dependent protein serine/threonine kinase regulator activity. Gene Ontology annotation, cellular component: nucleus.